AUGGAUUAUGGAAAGUUAGUCAAGAGACAGAAUAAUAACAUCGGCGAGGCAGAAGAUAGAUUUAGUGAAUUGCCUGACUCGAUUCUUCAUUAUAUCCUUUCUUUCAUUGAUACCAAGUGUGCUGCUAGAACUUGUGUGCUAUCUCAAAGAUGGAAUCACAUAUGGCACUCUAUUCCAACUCUAGUAUUCCAUUACUGGAAAUCCCCUUCAUUGUCUGAGAUAAAUAAAUUCAUGGAUUUUUUGGAUAGGACAUUACUGCUUCGUGAUGCAUCAUCAAAUAUUCAGAAGUUCUCUCUUGCUACGCAUAAAAACAUGAACGCAUCUCGGUCUCUUUUUAAGUGUGAAUCACUGACUAAAUUGAAGCUAAGUGCAUCCCGUGCUAUUCAUAUUCCUAAAAGUGUCUCUUUUGCGAAACUCAAGAGCCUUUCACUUGAAAGAAUUCAAUUUAGAGAUGAUUGCUGGAAAGAGCAAUACUUUUCUGAUUGCCCUUUCCUUGAGAAAUUAAAUUUGGAAGACUGCACUUGGUCUAGUGUGAGGAAAUUUUGUAUCUUCACUUCAGCUCUAAAAGUUUUGAACAUUUGGAAUCAAUCGUUAGAGAAAGAUUACGGGCUACAAAAUUGUCAUCUAAAAAUUCAUGCACCAAGUAUGAUAUCUCUUACUUACUCUGGUUGUGUGGCCAAGGAUUAUGACCUAUCUAGCUUUCCAAUACUAAACACUGCACACGUCGUCUUUGAUGCAAGAAGGGAGCACAUGAAUGCAGCUUGCACUCUUGGUGAUGAAAAUGAAUAUGAUGAAGAAACUGAAGGCUUGUGUCAACACCUCGAGUCAGUUAACUUCCGUGCAUUUACUGGGGAGAGGAGUGGGAUGAGAUGGGAAGAAUUAAUUUUGAAGAAUUCAAUGUCUUUGAAUAGAAUGACUAUUUCAUAUUGUUCCUUUGUGAAAAGCGAAUAA
This is a messenger RNA of Papaver somniferum (opium poppy), 951 nucleotides long. RefSeq names its product putative F-box protein At1g58310. Lineage: Eukaryota; Viridiplantae; Streptophyta; Magnoliopsida; Ranunculales; Papaveraceae. The transcript is spliced from 3 exons. Bases 1 to 951 code for a protein of 316 amino acids. The record is from RefSeq and is a predicted model, not a curated record. Gene Ontology annotation, molecular function: protein binding.